GUAGUAGCCGUGGGGGCGUAUGGGGUUGUGCAGCUAAUAAAAAUUCUUCUGACACUCCCCGCCCCCCCCCCCCCCCCUUGUUACGAGCUCGGUAAACUAUUUUCAAUAUGCAGUUCAUAUCUCUGCUGUUCUCUUGAACUCUGUCUUUACUCUCCAUUCAAAGAAACCAGUAGCCCGUGAGAGAAGCAUAAAAAGCAUUCUCCUCCUCCGCGAUAUAUAUGUGUACGGUCGAUCGUACACGCUCCGAUCCACUCUCCACAACAAGAAAUUCACCGUACCGUGUGCAUGUAUGUAAAAUACAGUCCAUAUCAGAAUUGCUGUAUACACAGGACUCGGGCGGCUAGCUGAUAAACUAAAGCGGUAUAUAUCUGGGAUUUUUGCUUGAUUUUUCGCUAUUAUAAAGCCCAAGAUGGCGAGUGGAAUGGAUAUGACGGCGGUUGUGGAGUCGAUGAACCGAAUGGAGAAACUCUUAGAGAAGAUAGAGGAUAAUGGACGAACAGAAGAAGUGGUACACAAGAAACGUACAGAUGGCCAGAAGGUUUACUGUCGGAUGAGAGUAAACAUUAUCACGAUCGGUGAUAUCGAUACUAUCAAGGAGGAGUUUACGUGUGAACUCGCCCUGACUGUCAAAUGGAAGGAGCCCGCCAUCAGGGGAAUGAAGGCAGAGGACAUCGAUUGGGGUGAGCAAUGGGAUCCCAGGAUCUAUUUCUUCAAUGCUGUCAGCAUUGAUAAGUACGAGGUCAAGAAACGGCUCGGUCUGAAAUCGGCAGACGAUGAUGAAGGGGAUCCGAUACCUGAUGCUCAGCUAUCGAUCAGAAUGAAGGGAGUUUUCAAGUCGUCCAUGAAUCUCUCCAAUUUUCCUUUUGAUUACCAGGAUCUGAAGAUCAAGAUCAUGUCAGACUGGCCAAGGAAGGUAGUUGAAUUCUGCAAGGACAUGAGUCAGAAAGACAGUGUCCGGACAGAUACUUUCACAGGUGAACAGGAAUGGGAAUUACAGAAGCACGUGUCUGCCAAGGAAGUGGAGGAAGAGAAGAUGACAUCGGGGGCUGUAAAUACCUACCCACUCUACAACAUCGUGGUCAAUGUCAAGAGGAAGGCCAGUUACUACAUGUGGAAUGUUGCCCUCAUCAUGUUUCUGAUCACCCCGCUUGCCUUCACAUCUUAUGCAGUGGGUGCCGAUGCCCCGGAAGACAGAUUAAGUGUGACGUUAACAUUGCUUCUCACCGCUGUUGCUUUCAAGUUUGUCGUAUCACAGAGUCUACCGAACACAUCAUACCAAACACUUCUUGAUUACUACGUUCUCUGGUGUAUGACGUUCCUGUGUGGGGUUGUCAUCCAAAAUGCUGUAGCUUCUUUGUUUCCACUUGAUAAAGUAUGGGAGCAGUUUGAUCUACCCUCUCUCUGUUUCCUGGGCGGUCUCACCGUCCUUCUCAACUUUAUUUUCAUCGUAGUCGCUUGUUGGAAGUCUCAUAAAGUUGGAUCCCAGAUGCAAGAAGCUACCAACAAAUACAAUGACCUUUGUGAUGAGAUUAAGGCGACCAAAGGACGAGGCAGAAACUACAAGGUAGAGCCGCUAAAGUGAGCUCAUCCGUAAAAAGGACGACAGUAAUGUUUUCUUUCCGUCCAAGACACUUCAAACAUGGAGUCCAAACGAAGAUGCCACAGUUAGCGAAACUGUAUUUGAAAAAAAAAACGCAAUCGACGUAUUUUCUAAGCAUGUAUUUCAAGUGGCAUGCUUUGCUUUUCACCUUUUAAGCAUUAUUAAAAUCUUUUAAACCUUAUUAACAAAAUUCUGUGUGUUUUUUCUUUCUGUUUUAAUUUUCACUGUUUUUUCAAUCUGUCUUUCUUGCCAAUCUUUAAUUUCUUGUAUUUCUUUUGUAUUUUGCUUUUUUCUCUUGAUCUUUACCCCCAUCUACAUUCGUUUUAUCUGUUGUGAUUUAAUCCUAUCUGCCGCAACUCUUUCCGUCCCUCCUUUUCAUUCCCGCCCCCCUCUUCCUUCCUAUAUCGUUCUUCUCUCUCUUACUUCCUCUCCUUCUAUUUUCUCUUCCCUUCUCUCUUCAUCUCCCUUUCUUCUUCUCUCGUCAUCCCCCUUUCUUAAUCUCUCUUCUUCCUUCAUUCCGCCCCCUCUCUUCCUCUCCCCUUUUCUCUCUGUUCCCACCCCUCUUUCUUUCUCCUCAUCUCUCUCUCUCUCUUCAUCUAUCUUUAUAACAAUGUAUAAUAGGGUACGAUGGGUGAAAUGAGCAUCCAAGAAGAGAGAGCUCCCCUGUCGAACCCUGACACAGUCCAAGAGAGAGGCCGUUAUGACCAGGUUUAAAUCCCGCGCCAAAUGCUUUCAAAAAAAUAUAAACACAUGACAUCAGUAGAUGCUUGUUAUUAUAGACAGGGCACUCUUACAAAUUAUUAUUUCAUUAGGGUUAUGAGUUAUAUGUAGUAAUAGCGAGACAGGGAGGAGCUGCCUGAAAUGUAACUUGUUGGUCACGUGACCAAGAUAGUAUAGUUUUUUUUUAAUUUGUAUAUUGUCCAUACCAUCCACUCUCUUCUUUCAUCAAAGUGAUGUGACAUGAAAUACAUGUUCUUUUUUCUUCCUUCUACUAUAUAGAUGUCAGUUUUAUAAUUAUGAUCGUGAGUUCUUUCUAGUUCUUUUUUUUACACCAAUGAUAGUGCAAAGUGAACUAAUUUCUGAAAAAGGGAGACGGGCCAGCGUUCUUUAUUUUUAAGGGAAAAUAGGUAUGCAUUGGAUGACGAUGAGGAUAAUGAUCAUGGGUGAUCAUGAUUAUGAGGGUGAUGGUGAUGGCAUCUUUAUAUGCCGGAUAGCACCUGGUUGAAAUGCCAUGAAGGUAUAAUUUUAAGAGCAUUUAUAUACUGUAGAGUAAAAUAAAACUGUGAUACGAUUGAGUCUCGCGCUGAUUUCCCAACCCCCCCCCCCCCUUGCCCCUGCUUUUAGACGUCCAAUUUGGGUUACAAGUUUAUUUUGAAUAUUAUUGACAAAUCGGAUGCAAAAGUGAAAAGGCUCGGUCGUUGUGUUCGUUUACAUUGGUUGAAAAUGUUGUGUUUUAUCAUUGUAAAGCACAAUCCAUUACAAUGUGGAAAAGAUAUUCAUUAGUCAUCGCCCGUACACAUGAUUUGCAUGGCUUGUGGCAUUUAGUUUAAUGCCAAGUUAUUUUGAGAUCAUUUGUAUGUAUUCGUUUAGUUUGAAGUAUAUGACAGGAAGGCUUAUACCUCUGAAGAAAUAUGGUUAAAGAGGCUUUGUGAAUGAAUGGAUGUUUUGGGAACAGAAUUUCAUUAUAGUGAUUAUACCUGUAUAUUCGACAGAAAUGUUAUGUUUAUAUCAUAGAUACUAAAGCUUAUUAGAUUCAUCUUAUAGAUAUAGAUAUCAUCUUAUAGUGUUUUUAUUGAAAAUUGUACAUUUUAUGCAUAGAUUAUUUAUAUGCCGAUGUAUUGAAGAUCAAUGGACAUGACUCAACAACAUAUUUCUAAACUUGUGUAUGUUUAUAAUUACUAUUUUAUACAUUGUUACGCAGGGUUUGAAAUAAGUAGAUUGGAGCACACGUGAUGAUUUUUAAGUAUUCAACACUGCUGCGUUGUUUUUAAAUUUUUUUGCUUUUAAGAUUUGAAUAUUUUAAUUGCAGUUGAAAUUGCAAUUUAUUAUCAUAUAAUACUUGCUUAGAAAGGAUAAUCUAAUUUUUAAAAAUCUUAAUUCAUGUUCUUUUUACGGUAACAAUUUCGUCACUGCGAUGGUCAUUCGAAAAAUUACAACUUCUAAGUGAUCCAUUUUGAAAGCUAUAAAUUUGUAACAAACUAUUUUUGUUCUAACCUCAAAAUGAACCUAUAUUGGGAAUGGUUUACAAAGAAUAAUUUUAGACAAUGAUUAUUUUCUUUGCAGAGGUAUGAAACUCACAAUAAUUUACAUUCUCAUUAAGCUGUAUACACGCGAUGAAUGGAUUUGCGUGCGUGAUCGUUUCAGCAACCUAUUUUGUUUUUAAUGACUGUUUUCAAAUCAGUUUAGCGAACAUUGAUUUGAUUUUUCUACUCUACUGUGAGCGUAAACAUUAAACUUAUUUACGUUUUGAAUAUCUAUAGAUUAUAGACUCAUCUAGUUUAGAUGAUAUUUUCAGAAAAAAUAUAUACGUCGUAUCUUAUGCAAGAAAAAUGGAAUGAUUUCUUUUUAUUAAAGAUUAAUAAUUUUAGAGUAUGAUAAA
Lytechinus pictus (painted urchin) is the source of this 4199-nucleotide messenger RNA. RefSeq lists its product as uncharacterized. Gene Ontology annotation, biological process: signal transduction; nervous system process; chemical synaptic transmission. The record is from RefSeq and is a predicted model, not a curated record. Gene Ontology annotation, molecular function: extracellular ligand-gated monoatomic ion channel activity; neurotransmitter receptor activity; transmembrane signaling receptor activity. Bases 410 to 1582 code for a protein of 390 amino acids. The transcript has 11 exons. Lineage: Eukaryota; Metazoa; Echinodermata; Echinoidea; Temnopleuroida; Toxopneustidae. Gene Ontology annotation, cellular component: synapse; neuron projection; plasma membrane.